This is a messenger RNA of Paraphaeosphaeria sporulosa, 450 nucleotides long. RefSeq lists its product as uncharacterized. Bases 150 to 422 code for a protein of 90 amino acids. The record is from RefSeq and is a predicted model, not a curated record. Lineage: Eukaryota; Fungi; Ascomycota; Dothideomycetes; Pleosporales; Didymosphaeriaceae. The transcript is spliced from 3 exons.
UGGGAAAGAGGAUUUUGUGGAGUACGAUGAGUAUGAUGAGGAUGGGGAGCGGCCAUUCGGGGGGGAUGUUGUGGUGCAUGCGGUGAAGGAGGGCGGGGAGAAUAUCUUGGUGUAUAACGCGUCCGUACCAGCACCUUGAAAGGUUGAAAAUGACGUCCUUCGCCUCUUCUUUGCAUAGUUUAUCACUCCUAGCUAUGCUGAGAGCUGUAGCUGUGCAUCUUCAACGCUCUUUCAAGUGCAGCAUGCCGCGGCCCUCGAAACAGCUCCGGCCGGCAAGCAUCCGCGCGCCCUCUUCUCCUGACAGUCUUCCCUUCAAGCCGAAUACGCACACGCUAGACUGCAUGAAGAAGUUCAAGUGUUUCUUCUGCGGAGCUCAAAUAUCUCGGAGUUUUACUCCAUCCCUCUGUCAUCGCACAGCUUGAGACGAAUAAAUAUAUACCUAUUCCAAUU